Molecule: messenger RNA, 858 nt
Organism: Myxocyprinus asiaticus (Chinese sucker)
Lineage: Eukaryota; Metazoa; Chordata; Actinopteri; Cypriniformes; Catostomidae
Product: transmembrane emp24 domain-containing protein 11-like
Exons: 5
Coding region: 72-734 (220 amino acids)
Biological process (GO): Golgi organization; endoplasmic reticulum to Golgi vesicle-mediated transport; intracellular protein transport
Cellular component (GO): COPII-coated ER to Golgi transport vesicle; endoplasmic reticulum-Golgi intermediate compartment; Golgi apparatus
Source: RefSeq, a predicted model, not a curated record
CAAAGCUCUACUACUUUCUUUUGCUAACGGUUAAUGUUAUUUGUGGCCUACAUUUGUUACCAACAUUUAAAAUGAACUGGGUUACAGCAAUGAAUUUACGGCUGUUUUGUCCGUUGCUAGUGUAUUUUGUCGUUUUGGCUCCGGCAAUGUAUUUUGAUUUGGGAGAACAGGAGGAAAAAUGUAUCAUUGAGGAGAUUCCAGAGGACACACUGGUGACAGGUUUCUUCCGGGUAGAGUAUUGGGAUGAAAAUAAGAAGGCCAAUACCCCACACCUUGGUUUAACUGUCACUGUGAGAGAUCCACAGCAUUCGGUAAUCUUGUUAAAACGCUUUGGGAGAUAUGGAAAAUUUACCUUUACGUCCCAUGCUUCGGGUCAGCAUUUCUUAUGUAUGAAAUCCAAUUCAACCAGAUUCUCUGUGUUUGCUGGUGAUAGUUUGAAAGUGCAUUUAGAUGUCCAAAUGGGUGAGCAUACCAUUGAUCCUAGUGCUGCCAAAGCAAAAGACACUAUGAAAGCAAUGGAGUACAACCUGCAACAUCUCAUUGACCAGAUCCGGUACAUUAGCAGGCAGCAAGACUUCCAGAGGGAACGUGAGGAGACGUUUCGCCAAAUGAGCGAGGAAACAAAUGGAAAUGUUUUGUGGUGGGCCAUUAUUCAGACAUCAAUACUGCUCUCUGUUGGAUUCUGGCAAAUGAAAAGCCUCAAAGACUUUCUCAUUGAAAAGAAGUUGGUUUAGUUUUAUGAAUUUAUGUCUGCAUGUACUGUAUGCAAUCUUGUUUGAAACAUUUGAAAAAUACAUGUGUGCAAAUGACCAGAUAGUUCAACCAAAAUUGAAAAUUCUCCCAUCAUUUACUCACCCU